Molecule: messenger RNA, 3407 nt
Organism: Adelges cooleyi (spruce gall adelgid)
Lineage: Eukaryota; Metazoa; Arthropoda; Insecta; Hemiptera; Adelgidae
Gene: for
Product: cGMP-dependent protein kinase, isozyme 2 forms cD4/T1/T3A/T3B
Exons: 14
Coding region: 253-2763 (836 amino acids)
Biological process (GO): protein phosphorylation
Molecular function (GO): ATP binding; cGMP-dependent protein kinase activity
Source: RefSeq, a predicted model, not a curated record
CAAAAGAACAGUGUCCGUGUUGUGUUGUUCGAGAGAGAGCCUGCAGUGUCCGUCCGUCCAUCGUUUUACCCGUACGUUCGUCCCGCGUGUUCCGUGCGGUCGCGCGCGUGUGUCUGUGCGUUUGUUGGUUGUUUUACUUAAGCAAGUUCUCAUCUUCCUUACCAAUUGUUUGGAUCACAAUUUCCAACAGUGUUUUAAGAACACAGGGCGUCGACCCAACAACGCAGCCUAAGGCGCAAAUAUGGACGUAAAAUGAAAAUUCGCUAUUUCAAAUAUCCGGGCAAAGCAACUCUUCUGGUGGACGGCCUGCCCUCGGCGUUGAAGCAAUUAGAGUUGGACGACGAGCCGGUCGGAGGAGAACCGGAAGCAAUGAACUCGUACGAAGCCAGCUGGCAGGAGUGUCGUCUUAAGUGGUGUCUGCGGCCACAGAGCAAAGACCGGCGGCGGCCGUGGGAGACGACGGCCGCGGACGACGAUAACGACGAGGACGAAGACGAGUACGUCGGUGGCGGUAGCCUGGGCGAUGGCGCAAUGGGCCGCAGAAACCCGUCGGAAAAGCGACAGGCUUGCAGCAGCGACACCAGCAACAGUAGCCAAGAAGAACAACAGCAGGACGCGCUACAGACGCCGUCGUCGAGACGUCCGCGGGCCAAACCACUGAGUCGGGUGCAGAGCGUCCGGCACGACACCACCGCCCAUCGGUACAGGACUCGGCAACGAGUGGCGGCCGAGAUGUUGGACGAGCAGCGCGCGGCCGCCGCCGCCAGGGACCUGUGUCGUUCGUCCGCCGCUAAGAUCAAGAAAAGCUUGUCGUUCAGAAAUCCGGCGCCCAAGAAAGUGGCCACAGGCGGCGAUCGGUUUCGGUGCGCGGCCGCCGUAGACGACAACGGCAACGAUCAACGUAACGACCAACAUCAUCACCACCGAUUGGCGUGUACCGCGCCGGCCACCACCGUAGCGGUCGCCCCGAACGGCGCGGACGCCGGCAACGGCCAGCAGCAACAAGACAAUUUCGCCAUUCCUAGGCCCAAACUCAUAGUUCCUGUACACACGUAUGGUCUCAGAAAACGCAGGACGGGCAACACGAUCUCAUCGAACAGGACGGCUAGCGACGCCAACACCGCUUCAGCGUCUUCCACAGCCAGCAGUUGCGGCGGCAGUUCGGCCGAAUUAAAAAAGCACCACAAUUCCUGUCCAGAGGGACGAGUAGAAGUGAGCAGAGAAAACAAGUACUUGAGCACUUUGGCUCCGGGAAAAGUUUUCGGUGAACUGGCCAUUUUAUACAACUGUAAACGCACUGCAACCAUAAAAGCCGCCACCGACUGCAAGCUAUGGGCCAUCGAGCGGCAAUGUUUCCAAACGAUCAUGAUGAGGACCGGUCUCAUCAGGCAAACCGAAUACACGGACUUCCUCAAGAGCGUGCCCAUAUUCAAAGACUUACCCGAGGAGACGCUCAUAAAAAUAUCCGACGUUUUGGAAGAGACUUUCUACAAAGCCGGCGACUACAUCAUAAGACAGGGAGCGCGAGGAGACACUUUCUUUAUUAUCAACAAAGGAAAGGUCAAAGUUACCAUCAAACAAUCGAACAGCAUCGAAGAAAAAUAUAUCCGUACCCUGCAAAAGGGUGACUUCUUUGGCGAGAAAGCUCUGCAAGGAGAGGACUUGCGAACGGCUAACAUAAUAGCGUGCGACCCCGAAGGAGUAUCUUGUUUGGUCAUCGACCGGGAAACAUUUAACCAGUUGAUAUCCGGACUAGACGAGAUUCGAACCAGAUACAAGGAUGACGACGUUUUGGAACGAAUGAGCACUACAAACAAAGAAUUCGAAAACCUCGAAUUGUCGGACCUUCAAGUGUUGGCCACUUUAGGCGUUGGAGGUUUUGGCCGAGUGGAACUCGUCCAGGUCAACAACGACACAACUCGGUCAUUCGCUCUGAAACAAAUGAAAAAGAGUCAGAUCGUCGAGACGAGACAACAACAGCACAUCAUGUCCGAAAAAGAAAUUAUGGGUGAGGCUAAUUGUGACUUUAUUGUCAAGUUGUACAAGACGUUCAAAGAUCAAAAGUAUUUGUACAUGCUCAUGGAAUCGUGUCUUGGAGGAGAAUUGUGGACCAUAUUGAGAGACAAAGGACAUUUUGAUGAUUCCACCACGCGUUUCUAUACCGGUUGUGUGGUCGAAGCGUUCGAUUACUUGCAUUCUCGCAACAUCAUUUACCGCGAUCUGAAACCAGAAAAUCUUCUUUUAGACAUCAGCGGUUAUGUGAAACUGGUAGAUUUCGGUUUCGCCAAAAAGCUUCAGAACGGGAGAAAGACUUGGACUUUUUGCGGUACACCCGAGUACGUAGCACCGGAAGUGAUUCUUAACAGGGGUCAUGACAUAAGUGCCGAUUACUGGUCUUUAGGAGUACUUAUGUUUGAACUACUUACCGGUACACCGCCAUUUACCGGAGCCGAUCCUAUGAAAACUUAUAAUAUUAUAUUAAAAGGAAUAGACGCUAUCGAAUUCCCAAGAAACAUUACUAGAAACGCUAGAGUUUUAAUUAAAAAAUUGUGCAGAGAUAACCCAGCUGAACGACUCACUGAAGUACAAAAACACAAGUGGUUUGAUGGCUUCAACUGGGAAGGACUUCGAAAUCGAACUCUCACCCCACCAAUCUUGCCAAAGGUGCGCAGUGCUAUAGACACCAGCAAUUUUGACAAUUACCCGCCAGACGCAGACUGUCCACCGCCGGAUGAUAACACAGGCUGGGAUAUAGAUUUCUGAUUUUCUUCGUUUUUUUUUUUAUACAUAAUAAUAAUUACCUGCCCCCAUCAACGAUUUUACUCUUUAAACACUACUACAAAUACGAAUUACAAAUGUUUUAGUUUUUAUUUAUAUAUUCUAUAUGUAUGCCUUAUCAAACACAUUGUUAACCUAUAAUUAGUAAUAUUUAAAAAUUGUUUGCUACCAUCCAAAAUAAAAAUACGUGUUAGAUUUUAUAAUAAGGUGUAUCAUUUCGACUAUUUUGUUAGUAAUACCAAUCAUCAUACCGUUAGUUUUUAAUGUUAAUAAAGAAUGCAACUGUUAUGUUAUUAUCAAAUUAAUAGAUAUUUGAAAUAUCUAUCAAAACGAAUUUAUGAACAGCAACAGCAGGUGCCUUUAAUUUUGUAAACAUUAUAUGCAUAGCAGCUAUACAUUUAUUAUUUAAUAUUUAAUAAUAUAUAUUAUACUUGUGUCUGUAUUUUAUUUAUUUUCUAGUUAUGAUUGUACAACUUAUAUAAUUUUCCAAUUAAGUAAAAGAUAAUGUUGAUUUUAUUUUUGUAUAGUUUGAUUAUUGAUAUAUGUGUUUUAGUAUGUAUAGUUAUUAAUUUUUUGUAUGGAAAAGAUGUCCCAGUUAUAAAAAAAGUAUAUUUGUCGAUGUUGUAAUA